Paecilomyces variotii is the source of this 2225-nucleotide messenger RNA. RefSeq names its product putative oxidoreductase. Lineage: Eukaryota; Fungi; Ascomycota; Eurotiomycetes; Eurotiales; Thermoascaceae. The record is from RefSeq and is a predicted model, not a curated record. The coding region runs from base 170 to 2104 and encodes 644 amino acids. Gene Ontology annotation, molecular function: aldehyde dehydrogenase (NAD+) activity. The transcript is spliced from 3 exons.
CGCAUGUUUGAUUAUCUUGCUGUUCGCCAGUCGGCCCACCUCGCCCGAACAAGCUCCGCGUUCCCCGCCAACUCUAAAAGUUCAAGCCCCUUAAAUUAAAGGCCGCAAAAGCCAUAACUACAACAGAAAGAGUUGUCUACACGGCCUUUCCAUCCCCGGAUCCCUCAGGAUGGAUUGUAUAACCUCCCGCAUCCCUCCUCCUAUACUCGCAGCCGCAGAGGAUCUGGGUCUCGAACCGCAAUGGCUCAGCAUCGGGAUCGUGGCGAGCUUCACGUUCGUCGCGGCAUACUUGGGCUACGCAUACGUGCUCUGUCGGAGAGAGGCGCCGGUCAAGUUCAACGUUCCGCUUCCGCCUGAAGUGCGUCCUAAUUGGGUCGCGAAGAACUGGGAUGAUGUGCAAGCAGAAGAUAAGGUGUUGUUGGAGGCGCAGACUCGAGGGCAAUGGAGCGAAAAGAAGAUAAUGAGCUAUUGUCCGGCGGAUGGACGAAUUUUGGGCGCUUCUGGUCCGGGUAUUAAGCCGGAGACGCCGGAGGGAAUCGAUCGCGCGGUGCAAGCGGCGAAAAAGGCGCAGGUUGAAUGGGCGAAGACAUCGUUUGCGGAGCGGAGGAGGGUUCUGAAGACUUUACUGAAAUACGUACUUGAGCAUCAAGAUGAGAUCGUGACUGCCUGCUGCUUGGAUUCCGGAAAGACUAAAGUCGACGCAUCGUUUGGCGAAAUCCUCGUGACGACUGAGAAACUGAAAUGGACAAUCGAUCAUGGAGAGAAAGCGCUGCGGACUGAAUCUCGACCGACCAACUUCCUGAUGAUGUAUAAGAAGAAUACGGUUCGGUAUGAGCCUCUGGGCGUGGUCGCCGCUUGUGUCUCUUGGAACUAUCCUUUCCACAACUUCAUUGGUCCGGUCAUCAGUGCUAUCUUUGCUGGUAAUGGAAUCGUGGUCAAGCCUUCGGAGCAGACGGCCUGGUGUACGGGCUAUUUCCUGGACAUCAUCCGUGGAGCGUUGAUCAGCUGUGGACACCCCCCGGAUCUGGUCCAGAGUGUCGUGUGUCUGCCGAACGUUGCGGACGUCCUAACAUCGCACCCCGAUGUCUCUCAACUUACGUUCAUCGGCUCGAGGCCCGUUGCGCACAAGGUCUGCGAAUCUGCAGCGAAGGCGCUACUCCCUGUGACGGUGGAGCUUGGUGGAAAGGACCCUUCGGUUAUCCUGGAUGAUUCGACGACUAUCAAGCAGCUUCCUGAUAUCGCCUCGAUCCUUAUGCGCGGUGUUUUCCAGUCCGCUGGUCAGAACUGUAUUGGUGUAGAGCGGGUUAUUGCUCUGCCCGGUGUCUAUGACAGGCUGCUGGACAUUGUCACACUACGUAUCAAGGCACUUCGUCUAGGUUCCAUCUUUUUGGACUCCAAGCCUGACCCUAAGGAUCCUAACUACAAGCCUAUCACUCCAGAUGUGGGCGCGGUGAUCUCUCCUACUGGCUUCGACCGCUUGGAAUCUCUCAUUGAGGAUGCCGUUAAGAACGGUGCUCGUCUUAUCUGCGGUGGAAAACGCUACAAUCACCCGAGACACCCAUAUGGCCAUUAUUUCACACCCACCCUACUCGCAGACGUCACUCCCUCGAUGAGAAUCGCCCAGACUGAACUGUUCGCUCCUGUGUUUGUUCUCAUGAGGGCCUCUUCUGUGCCGGAUGCCAUUGCCAUUGCCAACUCCACCGAGUACGCCCUGGGUGCCAGUGUGUUUGGAUUCAACAGUCGGGACGUUGAAGCCUGCGUCUCUGGCAUCAAGUCUGGUAUGGUCGCCGUCAACGAUUUCGGAAGCUACUACGCCGUCCAGCUGCCCUUCGGCGGCGUCAAGGGCUCAGGAUACGGCCGAUUUGCCGGUGAGGAAGGUCUGCGCGGUGUGAGCAACAUCAAGGCGGUCUGUGUGGACCGUUUUCCCAGAUUGAUGGCCACCAAGAUCCCACCCACGGUCGACUAUCCGAUUUAUAAGGGCGACGGUGAUCGUAAGAACGGCAAUGGAGCAUGGGAAAUGUGCAAGGGUGUGGUGGAGACUGGAUACCAGUUGACUUUGGCUGGACGAGCCAGUGGAAUCAUGAAAAUUAUGAAGAAUCUGUGAGAAGAUAUUUGAUAUAAACUGUGGCGGUCAAUUCACGACUGCAUGUCAGCAAGGGUAAAAGCCCUGUAUAAUAAUGACUGUAUAAAAGAAUCAGUGUAUAAUAACGAGAAAUUAUCUCAAU